UUUCAACCUGCUUCACGUCUUGGACACCAUUGGCGUUUCCUUCAAGUGGCAUCAGUUGUACUAGUAGCAAUUGCAUCGGCAGCGGGCACCAUUUUAAUGAAGCUCCUGACCUUUCAUGAUUGUGCUUUGUAAGAAAGAAAACUGGCGAUCUGCCACAUACAGGAGGAGACAUGAUUCACGGCAGCUCCAGUUGCCCUCGGUGUUGUGCAACUUUUCAUGCUGCAUUAGACGAACGCCCAGCUUGGAUUGAAAGGGUGCGCCAGGUUGACGCUCCGAAACAGACUCCUUGGAGUAGCCACGUUCAGAAUGUAGAUGAUGUGGGUUCCAAAAGUGAAUGUGCCCAGGUUUCAGCCCAAAUCAGCCUCCGGUGUCCACGUUGUAAGGGCCAGCUGGCCUUUUGCGAGAUCUGCGAGAAGCCCCUCCCAGUUCCAGUGGAGACGGAAGGGCCUUCCAAGUGCAAGACAUGUGGCUACCCUGUUCACUUCCCCACGGAUACUGGCAUCACCGCAGCUCCGCAGAGACUUUCUGCUGAGCAGGUCAGGCGCAUCCAGCUGUCUCUCUGUGGCAGGAGGUCGUACUAUGCGACAAAGCAAGUUGAGCUUGGGCGCCUCAGCCAGGCAUACGCUGAGCUGCGGGCGCCAGCGACCACCCCACUACUGCUGGGGCCACCUUUGGGAGAUGGCCUGUCUCUUGGAGACAUCAAGACGCCUGACUUUAAGUCAUAUCUGGCACCGCACCCGGCCGAGCUUGGAGAUGGUGCUACAGUGUUCCCGUUACAUCGCAAGCGGAAGGAUGGCUCUCUGAGUGGUGCGUUGAAUGACAGCAACAAGAGCGCCACGCCUAGCAGUGACGAGAAGCGGAGCACAAGCUCCGACAUCCGUGGCCGGGGCGCCCCAACGCCCAUCACGUCUGUGUCUGCCUCGGGCCGCUUAUCGCACCCUCCCAUCAAGCGUCGGAAACUCGAGCUGCAACCCCCGCCCUGCACAGUGGCCUUGCAGGGCGGACACGGGGAAGAACAGCCACUAGGUCCGGGUUCCGGCAUCUCUCUGUCGUUCCGGUCUGGUAAGUCGGGCCACCCUUUCCAAGAAACAAACGUCGCGGCAGCUACCGGGAACACCCUUCGUGCGACAGAAGGGGUCGGAAACGAGGGGGUCCUGGGGGUGGGGAGCAGUAGUCAGGACCUUGAGCACCAUACCCCCCCAGAUGCAGCGGAAGAUCGGGUGGGUCAGGAAAAGGGCCUCGAGGAGCUGAGCAGCGGGGGGCACAGCAGGGUGAAUGCGCGGGUGGGGGACGACAGCGGGAGCGGGCAACAUGCAAGCCAGGAGCCGAACAUCGAAAGAUCGAGACCAGCGGAUGCUGUUAAGAUGGCACGUCGAGAAGAGUACGUCGGGAAGCCGAAGUCCAGGGCGGAAGCUGGGGUUGCAUCUGGAAGUGAGGACCCAAGCCUAGAAAAGCAGGGGAAAGGGGAAGCUCCGCGGUGUGCGUGUACGUGUAGAGAGGGUUCUGAGGCAGCAUGCCGGCCCUGCCGUCUGAGGGAGGUGGAGGCCGCUCUGGUGCUGUGCCGCUACCAGCUGCUGUGCCUCAAGUGCCCGGCUACCGAGGCGCAGGAGAGGGACGCACAAGCACGCCCCGCUUUUGACCUUGCGGACCUGGCGCUGCUCAGAGCACGCCUGGGGGCUCUUGCAACAGGGGGGGACAGCGAGCAGGGAGGCUGCUGCAAAGCUGUGCUGGAGGGGGCGGAGCGAUUCUUGGAGCAAAGGCCGGGUCUGCUCCAUCUCAGGGAGUUUUCGCAGGCAGCAGGAAAGGCGAGCCGGCGCAGCUGCGCAGACCUGGGUGCCUUCAGCCAGCAAUACCCCUCUCGCCCAUUGGCUGGCCUCCGAGCGCUGAAGUCACUCCUUGACGAGAGGAGCACUGAUGCUCACGCACGUGCCAGGGCUGCCACGUCACCGUUCAGGGGCCUCCUGGUGACCAUCUCCGACCAGGUCGAGGCCCUGCGGAGGUCCGGUGCGGCUGUCGGACAGUCAGGAAGUACGGGUGCGAGCGAGACCAUAGGCCGAUCGGUGUUCGCGGACCUGCAAGCGGUGGUUCGUGAAAGGGAAGCAGUAAAAACACUGCAGGAAGGAGAGCUGAGAGAACGGAGGCGAUUAAAAGAGAUUUGCGGGGACCUGAGAGAACUGUAUCGAACUAUCUGGUCAACCGUUGGAGGUUUGUAAUCCGUUUGUCAUCUUGCUCGCGGCCUUGCCAAGGCUCCGAGAAGCUUCAACGGACGUCUGGUCUGAUAAAUAUGUCAUGAGCUAG
Klebsormidium nitens is the source of this 2298-nucleotide messenger RNA. The record is from the annotation of a GenBank genome assembly. NCBI's taxonomy places the organism in Eukaryota, Viridiplantae, Streptophyta, Klebsormidiophyceae, Klebsormidiales, Klebsormidiaceae.